AUGGCUGCUGUGGAUAUUCCAGCAAAGCAAUGGGCUCAAGUCAUCAAUCAUCCAGGAGCACCCAUAGAAUUUCAGGAGAUCUCUGUACCUCAACCAGAAGUCGACGAGGUCCUCGUCAACGUCAAGUUCUCCGGCGUCUGUCACACUGAUCUUCACGCCCUGCUGGGUGACUGGCCGCUUCAAAGAAAAAUGCCACUCGUUGGCGGCCAUGAAGGGACCGGAAUUGUGGUUGCAAAGGGUCAACAGGUCAAGGAUACUGAGAUCGGUGAUCAUGUCGGCAUCAAGUGGCUCAACGGCACAUGUCAGAGCUGUGUCUUCUGCCAUCAGGGGGCCGAGCAGCUCUGUGCCCGCGCGCUUCUCUCUGGGUAUACUGUCGAUGGCACAUUCCAGCAAUAUGCAGUCGCAAAAGCUGCCUAUGUGACAAAGAUCCCCACAGAAUGCAAUUUAGAAGAUGCUGCGCCUAUCAUGUGCGCUGGGCUGACCGUGUACAAGGGGCUCAAGGAGACUUGUGCUCGCCCGGGACAGUAUAUUGUCAUUGUCGGCGCGGGCGGAGGCCUGGGGUCCUAUGCACUUCAGUACGGCACAGCUAUGGGAAUAAAUUGCAUUGGUGUAGAUACUGGAGAAGACAAGGCCCAACUCUGCAAAGAACUGGGCGCUGUGGCCUUUAUCGACUACAAAAAGUCGUCGGAUAUCGCCGCAGAUCUUCGUGCCGCCAUCCCAGACGGGCUUGAGGCCCAUGCUGCCCUGCUUCUUGCGACCCAUGAGGAGCCGUUCCGCCAGGCAUAUAAGUAUGUUCGACCGUAUGGCACCGUUGUGUGCGUUGGCAUGCCAGGUCAGGCCCUCCUACAGGCGCCCGUAUUCGACACUGUUGUUCGCAUGAUCAGUAUCAAGGGCAGCUACGUCGGGAACCGCCUCGACAUAGCAGAGGCCAUGGAAUUCUUCAGAUUGGGCAAAAUUAAGACGCCUCACAAAACACUUGGCCUUAGCCAGCUGCAGGAGGUGUAUGACAAGAUGAGAAUGGACACCAUCACCGGUCGAUACGUGGUAGAUACCAGCAAGUGA
Molecule: messenger RNA, 1062 nt
Organism: Clonostachys rhizophaga
Lineage: Eukaryota; Fungi; Ascomycota; Sordariomycetes; Hypocreales; Bionectriaceae
Source: the annotation of a GenBank genome assembly